ACCGCGGCUCCCGUGCGUUGCACCGCGCGCUGCUCGGCGGGGUCUGCGCCCGGGGACACCCUGGGGGCCUCUCGGACCCCGCGGCUGCACGACGGUGAGAACGAGCCAAACCGCCCCACGAUCCGGACACCGCCAGCUCUCGGGACGCAGACGAGCAUCCCUGCGCCCCCAGACCCCGGAGCCCUUGACGGCAAAGAUCGGACAAGGUGUACGCAGCACCUGCCGGAUUUCAGACGAGCCGCGCCUUAUUUAUUGCUUAAUUAACUACGGUGACUGCGCUGUACAAUACGGGAGCCCCCGAAUGUGACUUUCCGUCGUGAGAACGUGACUUGUGGAACUGAAGCGGGUGGGAACACACCCACACGGAUCCGGCGGGCAAGCGUCCCAUUUUAAUAUAAGGAAACUGAUGGCACGAAUACCAGCAAAUCCUUAGUUCUACAUAUUCCGGGCGUAUCAUGCUGACUAAUUAGGGUCAAAAGCAAGGAGCCACCUUUAGGCGGGCUUCUCACGACGGCAUCUCGUCGCUUGCUCUCCUGCUUUCCCAGCACUAAGCCGUUCCCAGCCUCGUGCUGGAAUGAUCCAUGAGGCCUCUGGGGUCCCUGCCCAGAGAGCAGUGUCAGCCCUUGAUGUGCUCCAGGCGAGAAAAGAGAAAUUCAGAAAUUUCUUCCUUCCCAGUGUUUUCCUUCCCAGUUACAGGGAAGAGGCGGGCAUGGAAAGGGCCCUGGAUCCCACUGGAAGAGAAUGACGCACCCAGGAGUCCUUUCUUUCACUUGGUUCGGAGACUCACGGGAUCGUCCUUGCCAAGGGUCAGCUGUCCCCUGCCCCUUUGGCUUCAAGAAUGAAUGAGCCCACGCGGGAGCGGCUGUGCUGGGCCUCCGGGCCCCAGUUCUACAUUCUCAGUUUUGGUACUGUGGGGAAAAAAGAAGAAAGAAGAAGGUGGAGAAGAAGGAGGAAGAGGAAGAAGAAGGAGGAGGAAGAGGAGGAAGAAGAGGAAGAAGAAGAAGAGGAAGAGGAGGAAGAAGAGGAAGAGGAAGAGGAGGAAGAAGAGGAAGAAGAAGAAUCGAAACUUCCUUUACAGUGGAGUUGGGAGGCCAGCAGGGGGAGCUCUCGGACCCCACCGCCGUUGUCCCUCGCGGAGCCAAUAGGAAGAGAGGGGCCUCGCUUGGGAACACCGCCUACCCCAGCAGGAGGAAGACAGGCCUUUCUUCUCCCCUGGCAACGGCCCAGCCAAUGAGAGACUUUGCUACUCAGCCAAUGAACAGCCACUGUACUUGGGACUUGCAGUUUACUCUAAUGGGCUUUUUUCCUACACCAGCCUUCCCAACUAGCCUCUUUCUUCUGUAAGGUUCUCCUUUGUUCUCUGGGCUUGUCUGUGGCUUUGCUGUAGCUGGCUUGUGCCCGUUGUAAUUGUCUAGCUCUUCUUGAAUAAACACAUUUUUGCUAGUUAAAAACCGGCAGUUUUAUUUUUAAGGUUAACAGUCUUUAAAUUUGCUAAUGUAAAAUAAAUAAGUAAAUAAAUUUGCUGAUGUAUAUUUGUCAGUAAAUGAGGCUCCUUGUACCUGUGGAGGAUCGGUCUGAAGCUCUUUACACUAAAUAAAAUAUAUUUUGGAGUCUCUAAAUUCCUAUCAGCACCCUGUUUCUCUUGUAUAAGUAGAUUUAGCACUCCCCCUACUCCCCAACGGUAGAAAUGUCUGGGAAUAAAUGAGCAUCUUUUUUUUUUAAAAAUUACUGUUGCCGUCUUUAAUGGUUACGUAUAUUUCUUCUCUCCCCUAUAUUCUCCGCAUCGUGAGGACAGGAACCACGUUCUUUAUGUAUUCUAUUUGCUUAUUUCUAGUGCCUGGCAUAUGGAAGGCAGUCAAUGUUUGCUGAAUUGAACAUCCUCACUCUGCUGUGGUGCUUACUAUGUUUUUGUCCCAUUUGAAACAAAGAAAAACUAUAUUAACUUAG
Molecule: messenger RNA, 1947 nt
Organism: Mustela lutreola (European mink)
Lineage: Eukaryota; Metazoa; Chordata; Mammalia; Carnivora; Mustelidae
Exons: 2
Coding region: 839-1234 (131 amino acids)
Source: RefSeq, a predicted model, not a curated record